GCGGCCGGCCGUGCAAAGACAUCACCUGCCAAACCAGCUAAUAAGUAGUGUUGGUAUUGAUUGUAUUGACUGUGGCCGUUUAGUUUAUCCGUGAUAGUUUCCCUUCCGUUUCCGUUCCUGCAACUAAGCAGCAUGAAAGCUAAAGGAGAGUUGAAAGAGUUUGAAGUAAUUGGGCGUAAACUGCCAACAGAAAAGGAGAAAGUGACUCCUCUGUAUAAGAUGAGGAUCUUUGCUCCUGAUGCCAUUGUGGCAAAAUCAAGGUUUUGGUAUUUCCUUCGUCAGUUAAAGAAGUUUAAAAAGACAACCGGAGAAAUUGUUUCCAUAAAACAGAUUCCAGAGAAGUCCCCUGUCAAGAUUAAGAACUUUGGCAUCUGGCUGCGUUAUGACUCGCGAUCUGGCACUCACAACAUGUACCGAGAGUAUCGUGACCUAAGCGUAUCUGGGGCUGUGACCCAGUGCUACCGGGAUAUGGGGGCUCGGCACCGGGCCCGAGCACACUCGAUCCAGAUCAUCAAGGUGGAGCAGGUGAAGGCUGCCAACUGUCGACGUCCUCUGGUCAAGCAGUUCCACAAUUCCAAGAUCAGAUUCCCUCUGCCGAAACGUAUUCAGCAGAGGAACCUGUUGCCUCGCUUCUCUGUGAGGAAACCUCGUACCUAUUUCAUGUAGCACAUUUAUUAGAUAAAUAAAGGUGUUGUCAAAUAUACA
Molecule: messenger RNA, 705 nt
Organism: Zootermopsis nevadensis
Lineage: Eukaryota; Metazoa; Arthropoda; Insecta; Blattodea; Termopsidae
Gene: RpL18A
Product: ribosomal protein L18A
Biological process (GO): translation
Cellular component (GO): ribosome
Molecular function (GO): structural constituent of ribosome
Source: RefSeq, a predicted model, not a curated record